AUGUCAAGCAAGGAGCAGAAGGCCAUGAAGAAAAGUGCCAAGCGCCCAAGGGUAGAUAAGACCCUCCCAUCAGAUGACUCGAGGAAUCCAGUUGCAGCCAAUCCCGCAGACAGUCCAGCUGUUGGGACCAGUGAGAUGGGCAGCCAUUCCUCAGGAUCAGACUUGAAAGAGGCCAGGGAGCCUGUUCCAAAGAGGAUGCAGAAUUUCAAAGGUGAUGUUAACAGGUUACUUAGGGAAAAGAGGAAGCAGUUUGAAAAGGAUGUAAAUGCCUCUUUCAGAAGCCUGAAUGAAAACCUCCAGGGUAUUUUGAAAGCUCAGCAAAACUCAAGGGAGGAGCUUAAGUCCAUAUACUGUGAAAUGUUUGGGUCCCUGCACCAGAAGUGGCUGGAUGAGGUGGACAGAACAAAGGAUGAAGAAGAACACCUCAGCUUUUUAACUCAGAAGCAAAUGAAGAUUUUACAGACGGCUAUAGCGGAUCAUGAAACCAAGCUUGAAAACGCCAAAGAUAUGUGUGACACAUUUUUGAAGAAAGCCAAGGACUUGAGUCAACACCGCAAAACCUUUAUUGGCAGUCAGCAAACUAAAGUGGAGAAGGAAAUCGCCAAGGUGCAGGACAGAGUUAUCGUGGAAACGCAAGAGCAAGACGUAUCCGUUGUUCAAACAUACCUUCAGUCCCUGUUCCUUGACUGCUCUGAAGAAACCGUCUGAAGCUCACACGUAGGAUGCACAGGGAAGGGAGCAUUAGCCACGCUGAGAAGAAGUUAGUAGUAGUGGAUGCAGCUCCUUUCCCUUUACCCUUAUGUGUUACAGUUGACACUGUUAACCAUUAACGGAACCCCCAGCAGUUCUGUGAGUAGCAACACUUAAGUGUGGGACGUCCAGGCCCACGACAGCAAGGGAGAUACAUUCUGCCCGGUAGCAGCGACAGUUACAUUUUGGAAGCA
Rattus rattus (black rat) is the source of this 944-nucleotide messenger RNA. RefSeq names its product X-linked lymphocyte-regulated protein 5C-like. Gene Ontology annotation, biological process: spermatid development; meiotic cell cycle. Gene Ontology annotation, cellular component: synaptonemal complex. The coding region runs from base 1 to 708 and encodes 235 amino acids. The transcript has 8 exons. The record is from RefSeq and is a predicted model, not a curated record. Lineage: Eukaryota; Metazoa; Chordata; Mammalia; Rodentia; Muridae.